ACUCCGCGGCUUCAAGAACUUUUUCCUCUCAACCCUGCCAGCAUGCAGGUCUCUGCGUGUGCCUGAUAGUUCUGCUGUUGCGGUUAUGUUGUCCAGCGUAGCAAGGUAGAGUAGCGAAUGUUGGAGCAUCUUUAGUUGAGAAUUCACGCCAUGGACCGGCACGCGCUAUGGCUGGCGGUGGUCCUACGAGCCGUCCUCAUCCUGUGCCGCAAUGUGCUCCCGUCCGCCUCGCUUGAGCUGUCCGGUGCUCAGCGCGGCAUGCGAUUCGUUCGCCUGAACCAGACCAACGUGUACAAUGGAAAAUGCCUCGACGGAAGCGAGCCGGGGUAUUACAUCCGCACGGGCAACAGGGAGGGCGCGCACAACUGGGUCGUGCACCUCAUGGGCGGCAGCUGGUGCACGUCGCGCAGUCAAUGCGUCGUGCGCGCGCACACCAGCCUCGGCUCCACGCAGCCCUGGCCGGAGCCGGGCUCCCGAAGCUUCUUCGCAAAAAUGAACGCGUUCGGCGCGGGGUUCACGGGCAUUCUGAGCCGCAAGGGGCGCGAGAACCCCACCUUCAACGACUGGAACGCCGUGCUCGUUGUCUACUGCGACGGCGGCCUCUACGCCGGCUCGCGCGGCGCAUUCGCCGCCAACCUGAGCUCGCCCUUGUUCCUCCAAGGCCACGCCGCGCUCGCCAGCGUCAUUCACGACCUGAAGAUGCACGGGCUGGGCGCGGCGCGCAACGUGCUGUUCAGCGGAUGCUCCGCGGGCGCGCAGGCCGUGGCGAUGACGUGCGACGCCAUGGCGCGCGCGCUGCCGUCCGCGACGGUGAAAUGCCUCAUGGACGCGGGGUUCUUCCUCGACACGCCGGACAUCCACGGGCGGCUGACGUGGCGGGAGAGCGUGCAGCGGCUGUUCAAGUUCCACCGCAUGGGCGCCGGCAUCCACCCCGCGUGCCAACGAGCACACUUGAAGCAGCCGUGGAAGUGUCUUCUGCCGCAGUACAACCUGCCGUUCGUGCGCACGCCCGUGUUCGUGGUCAACAGCCUGCAGGACGAGAUCGCCGUGAAGAUGACCUUCUCCUCGCCGCUCAUCGACGGCACCGUGCGCAUCCAAAAAUGCAUGGACCGCAGCCCGCUCUGCCCGCUGCAGUAUAGAACAGCCCUGCAGCUCUACCAGGCGCGCCUGCUGCGCUCCGUGCUGGCCAUUCAGCGCGCCAAGCGGCGGCAGGGCGUGUGGUUCGAGUCGUUCCUGAUGAACUCGUCGGCGCACUGCACGGCGGUGUACGGCGACUGGGUGGGGCGCGUGGACGUGCUGGGCCGGCAGCUGCCGCGCGUGCUGGAGGACUGGUUCUUCCAUGGCCGCCCGCAGGCCGCAACGUUGCCAGGCAGGCCGCAUGGGGGAGGGUUCAACACGAGUGGGGGUGGUACGGGGCGGAAUGGCAGCUCAAGGGGAGGCGGUAGGCCAGCAAGGCAGCCGGGCGGCAAGGCGGGGCCGGCAGGGGGGAGGCCGCGGGCGAAGGCCCCUGGCGUGCAGGCGGGCAGUGCCGUGGCGGUGAAGCGGGCGGGCCAGGGGGGGGGAGUGCAGAAGCUGGGGGAGGGGCCGGGGAAGAGCCCAGGGAAGGGGCCGGUGAAGAGGGCUGGGAAGGGGCCUGGGGCGGGUGCAGGAAAGGCGGGCGGAGGGCAAAGAGGGGCGCUGUGGCCCGGACUGAAGCGGCUGCGAGACAAGGGGCGUGGGGGGCUGGUGAAAACGAGCAGCGAGGAGCGGAUGGGUGGGGGGUCGGCCGGUGGGACGGAGGGAAGAGCUGGGGAGAAAAGGAAGGGUGAAGGGAAGAGUGGGAGGAAGGGAAGAGGAAAGGGUGGGAGGAAAGGCAAAGGAAAGGGUGGGAGGAAGGGAAGAGGGAAGAAACAUGGUCGGAAAGGGAGCAGGCAACAGAGCGGAGCAGUGGGUGCAGGACCGAAAGAGAGGAUGCCGACGGAGGAAUGAUUGGAGGAAGUAGGCGAGGUGAACAGGACUAGGGGAUGCCAGCAGGAGCGAAUGUGAGGCGCCCUUGAGCAACUCAUUGACUUGCUUUUAAUACCGUCCUCGCCACUUGCUCCCAAUGGAGCAGUGGCAGCUCUUGACAGACAGUCCCCCACGCAUUGGGGUUGAGGAGCUUUGGGUUGAAAGCUACUGCCCAGUAGGCAUGUGUCUCUGUGCCU
Messenger RNA from Closterium sp. NIES-67, 2183 nucleotides. NCBI's taxonomy places the organism in Eukaryota, Viridiplantae, Streptophyta, Zygnematophyceae, Desmidiales, Closteriaceae. The record is from the annotation of a GenBank genome assembly.